Messenger RNA from Neohortaea acidophila, 933 nucleotides. RefSeq lists its product as uncharacterized. Gene Ontology annotation, molecular function: oxidoreductase activity. The record is from RefSeq and is a predicted model, not a curated record. The coding region runs from base 1 to 933 and encodes 310 amino acids. NCBI's taxonomy places the organism in Eukaryota, Fungi, Ascomycota, Dothideomycetes, Mycosphaerellales, Teratosphaeriaceae. The transcript is spliced from 5 exons.
AUGUCUCCAGCAGCAGUCGAGCCAGGCGAGCACAAAGUGCUCAACACAACCUUGAACCAUUAUCUGGAUCCGGAAAAGGGAGGCCACACGCGCUACAUCACGGGCACAGCGUCGUACUUUCGCCGCAAGUUCGAUGAACGCCCCGUCCAGAUCGCCGACAUUCGAGGGCGCGAAGAGGGCUUUAAUCUCAACACGCAAGGCUUCCAGUUCGUCGAGUCGGACACGAUUGGCGGGGACUUUCGCGAUGCCGAGAAGGUGAAGAAGGAAGUGUACCCCGAGACGGAGAAAUUGCUGCGAGAAAUCACCGGAGCGACACGCGUAAAGGUCUUCUCCCACAUUCUGCGCAACGACUCGCGCGAGGCUGCGGAGGAGAAGGUAAAGAGCAACCCGCAGUUUUCAGACGAUGACGCCCCGAUCGAAGACGUGGUGCCCGCGCGAUUCAUCCACAUCGACCAGUCGAACUACGGCGCCGUGGAAGUGUUGGACGACAACAUCCAUCCUCCCGAGUUGGCGCAGAAGCUGAAGAAAACCCGCUGGUCCAUUAUCAAUUGCUGGCGGCCGAUCAAGCCCGUCUUCAAGGACCCAUUGGCCAUGUGCGACUGGCGAACGCUGGAUGAGAAUGACCUCGUGACUAUCCCCGUCUUCUUCCCGCCGAAAGACAGUGGAAUGCGGUAUGCGACGUUGACGGAGGGCGAUCGCUUCGAGCUCUUUUACCUUCGCUACAAUCCCGAACAGGAGUGGUACUAUCGACAUGGAAUGAAACCGGGCGAAUGUCUCUUGGUCAAGUGCUUUGACACCGUCAACGAUGGCAAGACGGCUCGCAAAGUGCCGCAUUCGGCUUUCGUCGACCCGACUAAUGUCGAUAACACGACGCGCGAGAGCAUUGAGAUUCGUUGCCUGGUGUUUUACGAGGAUCAGCCGCUGGAGGGGUAG